Messenger RNA from Tetrahymena thermophila SB210, 768 nucleotides. RefSeq names its product CNH domain protein. NCBI's taxonomy places the organism in Eukaryota, Ciliophora, Oligohymenophorea, Hymenostomatida, Tetrahymenidae. The transcript has a single exon. The record is from RefSeq and is a predicted model, not a curated record.
AUGGGAUUUGUAAGAAUUACAGAUAAUUUACAAUGGAUUUAUGUUGCAGACUUAGAUAAGGGUGUCUAUGUUCUUAAAUUAACAAUUGAGCUAGAUUAUAGCUAGUAAGUAAGUAAAGUAAGUAUUGUUUAAGCAGGUUGGGCUUAUGCUCGCUAUUGUAAUUAAGUAGAAGUAAACAAAGAAUUAACCUAUAUGAUCAUUUUAGAAUCAUGGAGAGGAUUAAGGAUAGCUCCUUUAGCAAAUUUAUAUGCAGCAGAUCCGAAAGAAUAUCCUAUUACUCUUCCUUAAAAUGAUAUUUGGUGGUAUAAUCUUCUCCAAUAACCAGUUUUCUAUGGAUCUUACUUAUCUAAGGACUCUAAAUAUUUAAUUACAGCUAUCCGCUCUCAAGGAAUUAUGAUCUUCGAUAUUAGUGAACCUUUAAAUCCUGCUCUAUAUUACUAGGUAAAAAUAUCUGGUUGUCCUACUAUUAUUGAAAUGGUGAGUACAUAAGAUCUUUUAUUCUAUACUGAUGGUUUAUCGUUGCUUGUAUUUAAGAGAGUUAAACCAAAUAUGAAUGAUGAAUUUCCUAACUUAUUUAAUGGUCACCAAUCUAAACUUUUUAGUUAUUCCACUUCUUUUGCUUAGUGGCGGUGCUAUGUCUCAGAAGAGCAAACUUUCAUAAUAAAUGCUUAGUGCGGAGAUGUUGACUUCCUUUAAAUGAAAAACGGGGAUCCCUAUAAUAUAUCUCUAUUCAAGCGAAUUAAUGCAUAAUAGAAUACUAGAACUUGA